CGCGCGUCUCGGGGGAGCGCGGAGCAGGAACCGCCGGAGGGGGCGGCGGGACGCGGCGCGGGGCUCGCAGGGCCGGACGAGGGUUAAAUCCUCCACACAGAGUGAAGUCUAUCUCCAUGACAACAUUCACACAACAGGAAAUUGAAUUCCUGCAAAAACAUGGAAAUGAAGUUUGUAAACAGAUUUGGUUAGGAUUAUUUGAUGAUAGAUCUUCAGCAAUUCCAGACUUCAGGGAUCCACAAAAAGUGAAAGAGUUUCUACAAGAAAAAUAUGAAAAGAAAAGAUGGUAUGUACCACCGGAACAAGCCAAGGUUGUGGCAUCAGUUCAUGCAUCUAUUUCAGGGUCUUCUGCCAGUAGCACAAGCAGCACACCUGAGGUCAAACCACUAAAAUCUCUUUUAGGAGAUUCGGCACCAGCACUGCACUUAAAUAAGGGCACACCUAGUCAAUCCCCAGUUGUAGGUCGCUCCCAAGGGCAGCAGCAGGAAAAGAAGCAGUUUGACCUUCUGAGUGAUCUUGGCUCAGACAUCUUUGCUGCUCCAGCUCCUCAGUCAACAGCCACAGCCAAUUUUGCUAACUUUGCACAUUUCAACAGUCAUGCAGCUCAGAAUUCUGCAAAUGCAGAUUUUGCAAACUUUGAUGCAUUUGGACAGUCUAGUGGUUCGAGUAAUUUUGGAGGUUUCCCCACAGCAAGUCACUCUCCUUUUCAGCCCCAAACUACAGCAUUUAGAAUACUUUCAUCUAGCUGCAGUUUUGGUGAAUUUACUUCAGCCUUUCCUCUCCAGGCUACCCACAGUGGAAGUGCUGGAUCAGUAAAUGCUAAUUUUGCUCAUUUUGAUAACUUCCCCAAAUCCUCCAGUGCUGAUUUUGGAACCUUCAGUACUUCUCAGAGUCAUCAGACAGCAUCAGCUGUUAGUAAAGUUUCAACAACAAACAAACCUGGAUUACAGACCGCGGACAAAUAUGCAGCACUUGCUAAUUUAGACAAUAUCUUCAGUGCUGGGCAAGGUGGUGAUCAAGGGAGUGGUUUUGGGGCCACAGGUAAAGCUCCUGUCGGUUCUGUGGUUUCAGUUCCUAGUCAGCCAAGCGCAUCUUCAGACAAGUACGCAGCGCUGGCCGAAUUAGACAGCGUGUUCAGCUCUGCAGCCACCUCCAGUAAUGCAUAUACUUCCACUAGUAAUGCUAGCAGCAGUGUUUUUGGAACAGUGCCAGUGGGUGCUUCGACACAGACUCAGCCUGCUUCUUCAAGUGUGCCUGCUCCAUUUGGAGCUACGCCUUCCACAAAUCCAUUUGUUGCUGCUGGUGGUCCUUCUGUGGCGUCUUCUACAAAUCCAUUUCAGACCAAUGCCAGAGGAGCAACAGGCCUUUCUGGAGCAAUGCAUUCUCAAGUGUUUCCUCACGCUCAUUUUGCGGCAACCUUUGGUACAGCAUCCAUGAGCAUGCCUGCGGGGUUUGGGACCCCUGCUCCCUAUAGUCUUCCCACCAGCUUUAGUGGCAGUUUCCAGCAACCUGCCUUCCCAGCGCAAGCAGCUUUCCCUCAACAGACAGCUUUUUCUCAACAGCCCAAUGGUGCAGGUUUUGCAGCAUUUGGACAGACAAAGCCAGUGGUGACCCCUUUUGGUCAAGUUGCAGCUGCUGGAGUAUCUAGUAAUCCUUUUAUGACUGGUGCACCAACAGGACAAUUCCCAACAGGAAGCUCAUCAACCAAUCCUUUCUUAUAGCCUUAUAUAGACACUUUACUGGAACGAACUUUUAUGUGGUCACAUUACAUUGCUCCGCCUCUUGCACUGUUGUCUUGUUUCACUGAUCUUAGCUUUAAACACAAGAGAAGUCUUUAAAAAGCCUGCAUUGUGUAUUGAACACCAGGUAAUAAGUGCAAAACAGAGGGCUCUCAUGACAACUUUUAACCUGUGAAUUGGCAGAAAAAGAUAGCGGUAUCAUGUAUAUUAAAAAUUGGCUAAUAUUAAGUUAUUGCAGAUACCACAUUCAUUAUGCUGCAGUACUGUACAUAUUUUUCUUAGAAAUUAGCUAUUUGUGCAUAUCAGUAUUUGUAACUUUAACACAUCGUUAUGUGAAAAAUGUUACUGGGGGAGAUAGAUCAGCCACUUUUAAGGUGCUGUCAUAUCUUAGAAUGAAUGAACUAAAAUCAUUUUAACCAUUACUACUGGAAAGUUACAAAGGAAAAAUUGGAAGGUUUUAUUCAGUCUUGAAUUUUUCCUUUCUAAAGAGCUCUUCUAUUUAUACAUGCCUAAAUUCUUUUAAAAUGUAGAGGGAUACCUGUCUGCAUAAUAAAGCUGAUCAUGUUUUGCUACAGUUUGCAGGUGGAAAAAAAAAUAAAUAUUAGAAAAUAUGCUAUUGUUUUGUGUUCUUGCUGCAAUGCCUUUACCAAAGUGGCCUUAAAUAUGAGUAGUGAAUUGAGAACAUCUUGAAUUCUUAAAGACUUCUAGUGACUAACUUUUUAUAAAAAGGCCAUGUAGAAAAUUUAUUAAAACUACUAGGACUGCUAUAUUCAGGAAUAUGUCAGUGGUAAAAGCAUUUAAAUGUAGCUUGUCACAUUUGCCGUAAUACUUCUAAUUUCUUUGCAACUUGUUAAUUUUGUGAAAUUUGUAUAUAUGAAGAAUUUGCAUGUAUGUGUAUUUACAAAUUUUUUAAAAGAUCUUGAAUUGUCAGACUGCAAAAGGCCUAUUUUAACUAUUGAUUUUUAAAUUUUGUCAUUGAAUGUAUUGGAAGCAGACAUGUAUUAACUGUGACAUGAUUGCACCUGUUUUUGUUUUUGUUUUUUUUUCUUUUUUUCCCCCCCGUUUUUGGACAAACUGAUACUAUCUAUAGGACAUUUGUUUAUGUUUGUCUUUUGGGGAAAAAACUGGAACCCAGUGUUAUCUUAAGUUUAUGGAAUACUUUGUUUAAAAAAGGCAGUGAUACUAAGUUUAGUUGUAUCUUUUAGUUAAUAUUCAAAUGAAUUUGUUUAUUUAUAUAUAGUAAAGCCUCAUUCAUCCAGAGAUAAUCUGGCAGUCUCAUCAAAACAGGACACAACUGAGAAACUUGGAGUUGUUUUUUUUAAAUGCCUCUGAGCAAUUCAUAUGUCAUAAAGUCUGUAUGUUAGAGCACACACAUUUGUUUUUAUGUAAAAUUUAAAUAAUUUUGAUUAUUUGAUUUCUUAGCCCCACAGCACAUUAGUAGUUGAGAACUGAUGACUUGGAAAGGAGACUGAAAAGACUGUGCAGAGCAUACACCGUCCAGUCACUUGUAGUUUAGGGAAGCCAGCCCAGCUUACAGGACAUCGUGUUACAUCGUCUUCUGACAGUGGUCUUUUGUAGCUCUGCCACCAAGAAAGGGUGAAAUUGAAUAUUCAAAUAUGUAUUACCUAUAUGAAAAGUUCUAUCUUAAAAUGCUUCAAAACCUUGAACAGCAUUGGCAUUAAAAGAGAUGAAUAUCAGUUUCCUCAAGUAGUUGUUCAUGUUGAAUGCCUUUUUGCCAUGGUGACUGUGUGAGUUGUUGUCACAGUGUUUUACAAAUCUCUGGUAUUGUGGACUUGCGAUCUGGUGCACAUCUGACUGAAAGUAGGGCUUACCUGAACUGAUUUGACAAGCAGAGUGACCCUUUUCUGAGCAAUAUGCCUCUUAGAAUUAAACAGUUGUUACACAGGUCCAUGUGUGCGUUGAUAUACUCUUAAAAUGUUUCUGUUUUAGGGCAAGGUCCCUCAACCCAUUUUUCGUGGAAGGAAAGCUUUAAGAAAUGUCUUGGAAUUUCUGUUUUAGCUUGUAUUAAGUCCAAAUAAAUUCGUAUCUAUAAAAGUUAUAAUUGUAGGUCAUUACCCAAAUAACCUGCCAGGCUUUCCAUCUAAGAGGUAAAUUAAACAGCUAUUCUCAAAAUAAUUCUAAAGACUUUUUUUUCCUCCUGGGUAAAUCUUGAGGUUUGUAAUUAAAUAGGAACUUUUAUUGGUUUAUUUCUAAUGAGUGCUUAAAAAAAAUCAAGUGUUUAGAUUAAGAAGAGACCCUGCUUUAAAGUAGAUUUUCUUAUGAUCAUUAUUGUUUAAAAAAUCAACUUCUAUUAGGCUUUUAUAUUCAGAUUUGCUUCUAGCUUUAUAUAGAUCAUCAGAAUUAUAUGGAGUACUUAAAAAAAACUAAUCCUGGAAUGUGACAAGGCUGAAGACCUUCAAAUGUCCUGGUUUACUGGUUGAAUCAAAUUUUUCCUGUUAUGUCUUUGUCCAAGAAAGAAAUUUGUCUUUUAGAAUGGUAAGAACUUGGUUUAAAGGCGUAUUUUUUUUGUUUUGGUUUUUGAAAUAGAAAAUGUUUAUUCUACAUUUUUGUGAAAUUAGAGAUUAGGUUAGUACUUUCUUCCUUAAAAGGCAAAUUUGAAAAAGCAUAUUAGUUUUUACCUGUAAGGUGCCGUGCUCUCAACACUCAUUUCCUUUGGUGCAGAGCUUAUAAAUUGGCAAAAUCAAGAGGAUAACCUAGCUGCUGCUUUAUCUACAGCAGCAGUUCUGAAACAUUUUGGUCUUAGAACCAUAACACUUAAAAAUUACCGAAGAUCCCCAAAUAGCUUUUAUUUAUGAAAUUUGUAUCUUUUAGAAUUUAUUAAAAUGAGUAGAUAAUUUUAAAACACGUUUAUUCAUUUUAAGUGUAAUGGUAAUCCCAUUGCUUAUUGUAGAUAACAUUUUUUAUGUAAAGUAACUUCUCCAAAACUACGAAAAACAGGAGGGAGCAUUGUUCUACAUUUUGCAUAUCCUUUUAAUUUCUGGCUUAAUAGAAACAGUGAAGUUAUUCUACUGCUUUUUCAUUCCCAUUUGAUUUUUUUAUGUCCUGUAGCAGAGAUUCUAGAAAACUACACUGUGUACUUGUGAAAUCAUACGUGUGCAGAAGGCAUAUAACAUCGGCAUAUUAUAAAACUAGUUUGACCUUGUGUAGCUCUUUAUAGGAUCUUGUGAACCCUCAAGGGUUCGCAGACCACAUGUUGAGAAAUUUAAAUUUGUUUCCUGAACAGUUUUUCCUUGUGGAAUAAACAUUUUACUUCCUGAA
Messenger RNA from Chinchilla lanigera (long-tailed chinchilla), 5018 nucleotides. It is a transcript of the gene Agfg1, whose product is annotated as ArfGAP with FG repeats 1. Gene Ontology annotation, cellular component: cytoplasmic vesicle. The record is from RefSeq and is a predicted model, not a curated record. Gene Ontology annotation, molecular function: GTPase activator activity. Lineage: Eukaryota; Metazoa; Chordata; Mammalia; Rodentia; Chinchillidae.